AUGGCAUCAAGAAGAGACUUGACACAGGGAAAUUCAUCUAAGAAAGAAAAACCGUUGCAACAAUUAGGAGAAACGCCCAUUUUAGUUAAGGUUGAUAGGGCAGAAACCGACGAGGACUUGUACAAAGCAAACAUAAAAUUGCAGGGCCAUGAAGGUGUCAGCAAGGACGAUGAGAUUGAGAAUAAACCAACGAAACGGCCCAACCUAACCGUUUUAACACAAAAUUUCGGCAGCUCAUCAGCGAACAAGGCUUCAGGGACUAGUCAAUUAUCUACUACAAGUAUCAGAUCUCAUCUCAAAAACUUGAUAUCACCAUCAAGAGCUUUAGAUUCAGAGAUCAACAAUGAAUUGCGACCUCCCUCGGACACAGAUGAUCAUUUAGCUCCGCACGAAAAACGCUUUUCGUUGACUUCUGGUGUGAGCGGUGAUGAUGAUAAUGGCGACAACUUGAGAUCAGCCAAUAUCAUAUCCACUAUUGAUGAAGGUGAUCUCAGCGAUUUCAAGGAUUUACAGGAUGAAUUUGAGAAUGCAAUGCAGAAGGGCAGCUCUACUUGGCUUCCGCAGACCAAAAGCUACAAUGACGAGGCACAGUACCGCGAGUCCAGAACGAGUUCAACCCAGGGAGAAGUUAAUCAGCAUUCGCGUUCCCCAAGCCGAUCCAGAAGCAACAACAGAAGCCCAAGCCCUUUCAAAGCUCGUGAGACAAACUCACAAAGCCACCAAACGGCGCCCGCUCCUCUUAGUACUUCUCCGAGUGUUCAAACGGUUAAGAAAGUUGCAUUUGGUAGCUCUGAAGAAUACGAGGAACAGAUUGUUUCAGAUAGCAGUGAAACAGGCUCCGACUCGGAGGUCUCACACAACGAACGGCCGACUCAACCUUCUUUAGUUUUGUGUGGGAAAUCUUUAGGCAUCUUCCCUCCUAACAAUCGAUAUCGUCUCAAAAUGGCCUCACUUGUCAUGAGCAAAUGGACUGCACGUUUCAAAGUUUUCCUUUCAAUCUCCAUGGUGGUUCUUCUUUGCGUGUCAUUUGAAGGUAUGGAUGGUAGUAUAGCCUACACUUCUUCGUCAAAAGGUGGACUACUGUUCGCUAUCAAUAUACUUUACACAUUCGAAAUUUCUGCACAGAUUUUUGCAUUUGGGUUUUGGGAUGAUUCGCAAUUAUUCCAUGCACGAGGAGAAGAGUAUAGAACGCUACUUCAGAUUCUUGGUUUUGCCAAAUUUUAUGACAACCUUGAAUCCAAAUACGGAUCGGUCUUCAUGAGAAGAAUAUUUCCCUUCGAUAUCAAAGGUUAUGCACUUGCUGGCAAGACUGCUGACAAACAACUAAAAAGCUCCGUCACAUUUGUCGGUACACCAGGUGAGCUCCAAGCAGAUAUUCCCCUAUAUCGUGCAUACGCGCGCAGCAGCUGGAAUAGAGUUGAAUUUAUUUCUACCGCUUGCUUUUGGGUCUCCUUGCUACUGUCUAUAAAUGACUACGAUGCUAAACACGGUGUACUCAUAUUUAAAACUCUGGCAACAUUGCGUAUACUGAAGCUCGCAACCGGUGAGGAUAGUAGUCAAUCGCCUGUUUUGAAAAGUGUCAAGUAUGGACUACCGCAAUUAAUCAAUGUUUGUUUCAUGCUGCUUUACUUUUGGAUUCUUUUUGGCAUUCUCGGUGUUCAGAGUUUUCAAGGAUCACUGAGAAGACAGUGCGUCUGGACUAAUCCUGAUGAUGCUACCGAGACUUACGAAAACAGUAUGCAGUUUUGUGGGGGGCAUUUACAACCCGGUACUAAAAAACCGAUGCCUUAUGUUUUUAGUGACGGCAGAGACGGCCCUUUAGCAAAAGGAUUCCUAUGCCCGCAAAACUCAAAAUGUGUUUCUAACCAAAAUCCACAUAAUGGAAGAGUAAACUUUGACAACAUUUUGAGUUCUAUGGAACUUGUUUUUGUGACUAUUAGUGCCAACACUUUCACUGAUAUCAUGUACUACACUAUGGACUCCGACAGCAUGGCUGCAUCUCUAUUUUUUAUCUCCUGCAUCUUUUUCCUGAACAUUUGGAUGAUUAACUUAAUGAUUGCAGUAUUGGUCUCCUCCUUCGAGAAAGCAAAUGAGAUGUGGAGAAAGGGUGUAAAAAAAAACAAUCCCAAACCAUCCCGCUUCAAACGCAUCGUAACGACUGUUACACGUUACGUCCUAAAGAAAGCAAAUUCAAGGGAUCUACCAAACAAAAGUAAGGAAUGCAUAAAGUGGUACAAAAAGUCUGAAUUCCUUUUUGUUAUGGUCAUCAGCGCUGAUCUCAUAAUGCAAUCGACCAUUAGCUCUGACAGUACUGAGAAUGACAUUAAGAACACGCUGAUAUUUGACCGAGUUACAACGUAUAUUUUACUCUUUGAAUGCGUUAUAAGAUUUCUGUGCUACUCGCCUAACUUGUGGAAGAUACUGACAAAGCCUAACUAUAUCUUUGAUCUAUUAACUUGUAUCGUGUCGGUCGUGAUUACGGUACCAACAAUUCGUGAGCGUUUAGGACAGAACUAUUACUGGCUCAAUAUAUUUCACGUUGUGCGGUUUUACCGCGUUAUUACGAUGAUCAAGGUUACUAGAAAUUUAUGGAAACAAGUACUGGGAAACGCUCUAUUGAUUUGGGAUUUGUCGGGAUUCUACUUUUUUUUUCUAUUUCUGGUAUCCAUAAUCGUAUCAGUCUAUUUCAGUGGAACGGUACCAGCCAGCCAAAUAGACGAAAAUCCUUAUGCGAUCUAUAAUAUCUCAACCGCGUUCCUCACUCUUUUCAUCAUAGGUUCUACUGAAAACUGGACCGAGUCUUUAUACACUUUGCAAGAAUAUGCGCCUAACUAUUCAUCACAAUUCUUUGGCUCAGUGCUUCUAAUUAUGUGGUUUUUCUUAGCUUACUUUGUCAUGAUGAACAUCUUUAUUGCUAUUAUCGCAGAGAGCUUGGACGUGCCUGAGGAAGAAAAGCGUCCUUUACAGAUUAAGCAUUACUUGAAACACGUUUAUCCAGAAAAAAUCAAAGAGUUCACUAGUGCCACCUUAGUGCGUCGUAUCAAGAAUAAGAUUUUCAAAAACUAUACUGGUGACGACUCGCGAGAUUUUAGACAGUUUUUGUUCAGAGGAACUGCGAUAGUUAGUAUCGCUCAGCAACAUAACAUUUUGGAUUUUUCAGCUUCGACAGAGAACAACAGAGAAAACCCAGGAAAGACUUUCCUCGCUAGGAAAUUUAAACGGCUUUCAAUUGUCAAAUCGUUCACUAAAAAUCCUUUCUACCGCAAGCCUGAAGUAAUUUACAUUGAAUCAACUGAUUCAGUGGGAUUAAACAAGAAGUAUACAUUAAAGUUGAAUGAUUUUGAAGAAGAUAAACUGCAGUAUAUGAAUAAGCACCCGUUCUACAACAAUUCUUACUUCAUUUUUCCACCAAACCACAUUUUUCGGAGAUUUUGCCAGAGUCUUACCCCUCCCAGUGUUGGGAAAAGAACUGAUGGCUACCGCUUUUUUGAAGAUUCCACAAACAUCUAUGGAAGAAAUUCUCACUUUCGGCAUAUUAAGCGGGAUCUUUUUGUGGCGUUAAUUACUGUUCUUACAGUUUUGAUGGUAGCGUACUCUUGUUCUAUCACUCCUCUUUACCGUAUGAAGCAUACCUCUGUCCACAGAUGGUCUGUUUACUUUGAUGCAGUAUUUGCCACCAUUUUUUCACUCGAGUUUGUUAUCAAAACGGUAGCUGACGGUUUAGUACACACACCGAACGCUUAUCUUCGAAAUCCUUGGAACUGCAUAGAUGUGACCGUGUUGAUAUCGAUCUGGAUAAAUUUUAUUGCAAGCUUAAGGGGAGAUGAUGAUUUAUCGCGCGUUUUCAAAGGUCUCACUGCCUUGAGAGCGCUUCGUUGCCUCACCAUUAGUAAAACUGCUAGGUCAACAUUCAAUCAAGUUUUGUUUGACGGGAUCGGUAAAAUUAUUGGCGCCGCUACUGUUUCAAUGACACUACUGUUCCCAUUCGCGGUAUGGGGCCUGGGAAUUUUUAGGGGACGUCUUGGUACUUGUAACGACAGCGUGGAUAUGUCUCGUUGUUACAAUGAGUUCAGUAACGAGGUUUAUGACUGGGAUGUUUUGAUGCCACGGGUGUACUCAGAACCAUACCUCUACAUGAACUCUUUUUCAAGUGCUUUCCGGUCUCUGUACGAAAUUGUCUCUUUGGAGGGUUGGGUCGAUAUCUUGGGUAACAGCAUGGCAAGCACCGGAGUAGGGACAUUACCCCGUACAUUUGCAACACCGCAGAAUGGGUUUUUUUUCGUGCUUUUCAAUUUUUUGAGCAUGAUCUUCAUCUUAACACUGUUUGUUACAUUUAUUAUGCGUAAUCAUGCGAGAAGAACUGGAAGUGCAUUUCUUACCAUUGAAGAGAAAUCUUGGCUUGAGGUCAAAAGACUGCUUUCUCAAGUAAGACCUGAGCCCACGCCAGAGGUUCUCAACAUGAGUCGCAUUAGGGUUUUUUGCUACCGCUUAGCCGUAGAAAAAGCGUAUUUUUGGUACACCCUCUUUUUACAAGCUGUCCUUUAUCUCCAUAUCCUGACUUUACUCCUCUACACCUACCGAGAAACAAAUCCUCUUGAAACAUACCAAAAUGUCGUCUUCAUGAUUUCCACCACAGUUUUCUUGUGCCAAGAGAUACUUUACAUCACUGGAAAGGGAAUAAAGCUGUGGCUUGCGAGGAAAUGGGAUGUUUUCAAAUGUUUUGUAGUUUUGACGUCUUUUUGCUUCAACAUUGUGCAAUAUCUCGUUCCAGGAAAUAAAGUUGGCAUCACCAACGUUCGAGAUCUCUUCCAGCUGGUGAUAUUUCUGUUCGUCAUUCCACAGAGUGACGUACUGAGUGAACUCAUUAGUACUGCAAUGGCUAGUAUGCCUUCUAUCUUAUCUUUGACAUACACUUGGGGUAUUUUGUUUUUGGUGUACGCUAUCGCAUUAAACCAAAUUUUUGGUCUUACAAAGUUAGGUCCAAACACCACUGGAAACCUAAAUUUUAGAACUGUGACCAAAAGCUUAAUAGUUCUAUUUCGCUGCAGCUUCGGUGAAGGUUGGAAUUAUAUUAUGGUAGACCUUACAGUCACCUCACCGUUUUGCUACGUUGACACAACUUCUGGUCUCUCUGAUUGUGGUUCAAAGCCGUAUGCAUAUGUCUUACUGAUGUCCUGGAACAUUUUAUCAAUGUACAUCUUUUUGAACAUGUUCGUGUCACUGGUCCUGGAAAACUUCAGCUAUCUAUACCAUGCGGGAUCUGGCUUCAAAUCGGUCGCGAGUAGAGACGAGAUUCGGAGGUUCAAGAAUGCUUGGAAAAAGUUGGAUCCUGAUGGAAUUGGAGAGAUUGAACACAACCAUUUGCCGCGCUUGAUGCGCUCCUUUGACGGCCUUUUGUCUUUCAAAAUAUGGGAGGGCAGGCUUUCAGUCAAAAACCUGGUAGAAAACUACAUGACAGUCAACCCGCAGGAUCCGUAUGAUGUUAAUGUCGAUAUUGAAGGCUUGAACAAUGAGUUACAAAGUGUUGACAGAGUAAAAAUUAUCGAAAGAAAACAGCAGUACAGAAGAUUUAUCCAGGAGGCGCGUGCCCUGAGUGCAUUUAAAAAUGGCGUCUCCUUCAGCAAACUCAUUCAGCAGAUUCCGAUGUACACUACUUACUCGCCACAGGAAUGCUUGGGUAUUGACGAAUAUGUCAAGAGGCUUUACGUCAUGGGAAAAGUUGAUAGAUUCCUCGAAAAUGAAAGGAAUGUUGACGUUUUGGAGAUGAUGGUUACACGGUGGAAGUUUCUCUACGAGAAAAGACGGUUAAGGACCAAGGGCAGAUCGAAAGCCCAACAGAGGCAAAGUGACAUACCCAAUGUCACUAUCACCAAUUCAGAUCAACCUGGCACACCAAGACUGGAUUUUAGCGUUAAUAAUUUUAACUGGUCUCCUCGAAGGGGCGGAAUUCAGGAGCAGUCAGACAGUUUGAAUGCUUCCUUCGGAAAUCAUGAUUCUGAUGACGCGAACCGUGGAAUUUACCAGUGA
This is a messenger RNA of Lachancea nothofagi CBS 11611, 6027 nucleotides long. NCBI's taxonomy places the organism in Eukaryota, Fungi, Ascomycota, Saccharomycetes, Saccharomycetales, Saccharomycetaceae. The record is from the annotation of a GenBank genome assembly.